Penicillium bovifimosum is the source of this 993-nucleotide messenger RNA. Its product is annotated as AMMECR1 domain-containing protein. NCBI's taxonomy places the organism in Eukaryota, Fungi, Ascomycota, Eurotiomycetes, Eurotiales, Aspergillaceae. The coding region runs from base 1 to 993 and encodes 330 amino acids. The transcript is spliced from 2 exons. The record is from RefSeq and is a predicted model, not a curated record.
AUGGCCAAUGCUGCUCAGUGCUACUAUUGCUUUGAAACCCUCCUCGCUUCAUUCGAGAACCGCGAGCCCGCCAGUCUGGCAGCCGUAGAAGCCCUCUGGGAGCAGCAUGAACAAACCAAGAAGUUGUCGAGUCUGAAAGAGCAGAUCGAUGAGGAUGAUACAGACCAACAGCUAUCCGUAAAUGAGCAAGACGAAGACGACGAUAGCAGCCAAUCGACCCAGUUGAGUAGUCAGCCUCGGACGCUGCAGCUCCCUCACGUCAGUCGUCUACAAGGCGAUUUGUCGGCCUCUUCGUCAUCACCAUCCAAUACUUCUUCCAACUCUCUUCAGUCGAGCUCAACAAACAUAACCACGCCAAGUACAGUCUCCGAGAGCCCCUCCCGGCUGAGAUCACCUGAUCAGCGAUAUCCGCUGUUCGUGACAUGGAAUAUACUGUCACGAACCGGACACAAGACUCUACGCGGAUGCAUAGGCACAUUCGAGGCACAGGAGCUUGCAGCGGGGUUGAAGUCCUACGCUUUGACCUCGGCCUUUGACGAUUCCCGCUUCCGACCCAUCCCCGAAUCUCUCCUCCCCUUGCUAUCGUGCUCUCUCACACUCCUGGGGUCCUUCGAGCCAUGUACAAAUGCAAUGGAUUGGUCGCUAGGCACUCAUGGGCUGCGUAUUUCUUUCGUACACCGCGGCCGUCGCUAUGGUGCCACAUAUCUGCCUGACGUCGCUGUUGAGCAGGGCUGGACCAAAGAAGAGACUGUGGAGAGCUUGAUGCGCAAGGCGGGCUGGGAUGGCGGCAGCGGCAGUACUGCACGGAAGCUACUACGGGGUGCGGCUAAUGCGAGCGCAAGUGCCGCUAAGCCUUGGGAGCAAGUCUCGGAUUUCCGGACGGUGAGAUAUCAGGGUCUCAAGGCUAGUGCUAGCUACGCGGAGUGGCAAGAAUGGCGAGCCUGGGUUCUCUCGAGAGAUGAUGGGAAGGAGGUCCUGGAAGGCUUGCGAUGA